AUCAUCCAUGGAUUGCUUGCCCCUUACUAUUGAUGAGUUAAGAAGACCACGCAUAAAGCUAGUGAAUGGAAUGUUGCAUCCAUCAGAUGUCUGUGCUCGAAAAAUUACAUUCAUCUUUAAGGAAAGAAUGGAUGAGAAUGGAUACAGUUGGAAGAAUGUCUCUAAGGAGACAAAAGACUUCUAUUGGAAUGAAUUUCAGAAAUUCUUUGUGUGGGAUGAAUCAAUGUUAUCUGCUAUUAAGAUGGCAUGGCAACGUAAAGCUGCGGAACGGUAUAGAGCAUUGAUGUGUAGUUUGAGAAAAGGGAAAGAAAAAUCAAUGCAUGUGUCUGACUCUGCAUGGAAGACAUGGACCGAGGCAUGGAAUUCCCCGGAAUUUAAAACUCGGUGUGAGAAAGCUACCGCAAACCGACUCACUGAGAUUGCAGGACCUGGAUCUGGUAUAUCCCGACACACAGGAGGUUCCAUUUCUCAUGCUUCCCAUGCGGAUAGAUUGCGAUCGAGGCUUGGACGUGAUCCUCGCCCUUUUGAGCUUUUUGAAGUAACUCAUACAAAGAAGGGUACCUCCAUGCUUGUUGAUACACGUGCUCAAUCUGUUAAGGAUCGCUAUCUCGGAGCUUGUGGAGCAAGCAUCUCAAACGCAAGAAGGGCUUGA
Molecule: messenger RNA, 652 nt
Organism: Dioscorea cayenensis subsp. rotundata (Guinea yam)
Lineage: Eukaryota; Viridiplantae; Streptophyta; Magnoliopsida; Dioscoreales; Dioscoreaceae
Exons: 5
Coding region: 8-652 (214 amino acids)
Source: RefSeq, a predicted model, not a curated record